AUGUCAGAAAAACAUCAUACAAGUUUCUUUGAUGAAAUUGACGAAUUUUCCUCGGGUAAAUCCAUAACUAGCUCCAUAGAGAAAGAUUCUCUUUUUUUCGGUAGUUGCAUAGCAAUAAGUCCAGACAGUAAACAAAUUGUUACUUUUAGUCAAGAGACCCAUGAAUUUAAGUUAUAUAAGGUUGAUGAUUUAAGUUCAAAUGAAAUUAUUUACCCACCUGAAUGUGGAGAUAAAGAUAAAAAUCUUUGUUGGUCUAUAGCAAUAUCUAAUUGUGUAGACGAUGAUGGAAAUGAACGUCUUAUUGCAUUAUCUUGUUUUGAUGCAAGAAAAUUCCGUCAUGGUGAAAUGCAUGAUGAUGAAAAAAAUGGCUUAGAUUUUGGUGAUAAAGUUGAUAACCAAUACGUUGAUAAUAAAAAUUACUUAGACUUUGACGAUAAUGAUAAGAAUGACUUAGAAUAUGGUGAUGACGAAAGUGACUUAGAAUAUAGUGAUGACGAAAGUGACUUAAAAUACGGUGAUGACUUAAAAUACGAUGAUAACUGUCUUCGACCUCAAACAUGGGUUAUCUCUACUAAAGAUGGAAGUGAAAUAUAUACUUCUUUAGAAUCAAUUGGCGGGGUGAUAAGAUUUCUUGAUAGAGAUGAUAAUGAUGAUCAUACUGAUGAAAGCGAUAGUGAUGAUAGUGAUGAUAGUCACCAACCAUUAUUAAAAUCAAAAUCAAAAAAAAGAGCUUUAGUAAUCAUUAUAGUUAAUGCUUCGGGGAUUUUUAAAGAAUCUAUAAAAAAAAGAAAACUUAGAUUUUUCUCGCGAUCAUCCAAGAGAGAACAAUUUGAGUUACCCAAACAACUUUCAAUUCGCCUUUCACGUGAUCAUUGGCAAAGCUCAUUUGAACUAUUACACAUAAGUAUUAUUAAAAAUCAUUUUGUGGUAUAUUCUUUUAAAAAUCGACAACAGAUAAUUGAAAUGUAUAGUUUAAUUACUGGUGAUCUAGAGAUGUUAUUUAAACGUUAUGAAUCUUCAGUAGCUUCCAACAUAAUUUAUGGUUCCCCCAUCUUUGCCAUCUCUCAAAAUGAAAAGAUUUUAGCAUUUUGUCGGGGAACUCCCAGCCUUACAUUAUAUUUUAUGGAAAAUGGUUUAGAAAUUACUACUAAACAAUUUGAAGGUCAGAGAGGAAUUUAUAAAAUUAUUGCUUUAAAUUUUAUUGACAAUGAUAGUAAACUUUUAAUAGUCUUUGAAGAAAAAAAAAAACGACAACGUGAAAAUUCUAAGCAUCAAAUAUUUGUAGUAUGGGAUUUAUUUACCACAUUUGAAAAUUCCAUACGUCAAAUUGAUUAUUCCGAAACUAAGAAACCCCUAAAAAUGGAUUUCUCUCAUAGAUUAAUGUAUUCUCAUGGAACUAUGUUUGCGGUUAGAGGUGAUGGAGAUAUUUUUUCAGUGUUAGAUCAUAAUGAAGAUGUAGCCUCAAUUAGAUAUCCUUCAGUUAAGGCAAAGACUAAAAUUGAUAUUCCUACGAGGGAUCACGUUUAUCAUGCAAUUUAUAAUAUAAAUGGUGAAAGAUUUGAUGCUUCCGAAUUAGAAGAAAAUCGAAUAAUAAUGAAUAAUGUUGAACCAUGGCAUUCGAAUGAUUGUUAUUUUCGAACAUCAGUUUACUUAGAUUUUGCUGAAAGUACUCAACUAAUUAUUUCUAGUAACACUAUACAAGUAUGGAAAUAUCGUAAUAAUGCAGAAAAAAGAGAUCGAGUAUUAGAAUACAUAUGGGCUCGGAAAAAAGCAAUCGAUGUUCAAGAACUACGAAUUGGAGAACAAGAAUUUGUGUUAAAAGUUUUAGUAUCUUCUACACCAUUAAAAUCAAUGACGAUACAUUGGCCAAAUAAUGCAAAUGUUCUUGAAGGGGCAUGUCGAGCUCUUUACGUUUUAGCAGAGAAGAACCAUGUAGUGGCGGGUCAUGAAAAUGUUAAUCAAAUUAAAUAUUUAAUUGAAUGUACACAAAGAUUAGUACGAAAAUAUAUUACAAAAUAUGGGAUAUUUAGAUUAACAAGUAUUAGAUAUCCAAUUAUGAAAUAUCUUAUUAAAAGCCAUCAAGAAAAUUUAAUAAAACAUAUUUUACAUAAGAAAAUCAAUAGAAAACAUAGUAAUAUAUGCAUACCAAGAUUAUAUAAAUGGGCAGAUGAAGAUAAUAAUAAAUCAACAACCGAGAUAUCAAUGUCAGAUUUACAUCAUGCUAUUUUAUGUAUUCAAAAAAGAGGAGAUCCUACAGUAAUUUUAAAAUAUUUAAUAGAUUAUUAUGCCGAUAAUGCUAAAGAAUAUAAUAAUCAUGGCUGGAUGUGUGAAUUUAUUCAAUAUUUAUUUAAAAAACCAUGUUUUGGAAUUACUGAAGCUUACACUCCACCAUUGCACAUUAGUCCUUAUGAUCAAAAGAAAGGAAAUAACGCAGCUGUGAUACAUUCUUUAGUAGUAAAACCGUGUCUUGCAUUAAAGUUCCAUAAUACUCUAUGGUUUUUCUUAAAAAACAUAUUUAAAAGUAUGAAAGGUUAUAAUAGAAUUGAAGCUUCCCAUAAUGAUCGUAAAGUUUAUAUAGCACCAUUACCUGAUUUUACAGUAUACCCCAAUCCCAAAGAUCUUGAAGAUCAUAACGAAAACUAUUUUUGGUUUCUAUUUACUCUUUUUCGAAUAUCUUUGUGGCCACGUAAAAAAGUUAUUAAUAAUACUAACGAAAUGAGUCCUUUCCUACGCGUCAUUCAUGAAGAGAAAGGUUAUGAAAUUUAUCAAACACCUACAAUUAUGGCAGUCUUAGAUUUUAAAUGGUCAGCUGCCCAUUCAAAUAUAGUAUUAGCAAUUUGUCUCUUUGUAUAUUUAUAUACUGGAUGGUAUUUAAUUGUUACAGAGAUUGUGCAAUUAAAAAGAGAAGGGUGGUAUCGAUAUAUAAAUUUUUAUAAUAUUUUUGAUCUAGGAUCAGUGUUAUUUCCGUUAGCGGAUAAUAUAGCGAGUAUUUUAUAUUAUCGUCAAGUACUCAUUAUUCAAUAUUCGAUACUUAACCCCGUUUUAGCGUUUACGGCUCUAGUUAUGUGGCUUCAAUUGAUAUUACUAAUGAGAUAUUUUGAAGGUCCUGGACGUUUUAUUUAUAUCAUUCAAAGUAUUUUAAGAACCAUUUGGCCAUUCUUUGCAUUCAUGUUGAUUGUCAUACUUGCAUUUGGUCACGCUAUGUUCAUUCUUCUUAAUUAUGCAGACGACUUGCAAAUUCCUACUUAUAAAAUUAAUGAUACUUCGAAUUCAGACUUAUAUUCAAAUAUAACAAUUUAUCAGGAUAUUGAUAAAUCUUCCCGACUUGAUAAUUAUUAUUCAAAUUUCUUCUCAUCAGUAGAAGCUGUAUUUUUUUGGACCAAUGGACGAUGGGAUCAAUUAGAUCAAUGGGAUAGUUAUGCUGUAGAUGUAAUGAGUAUACUAGGAAGUAUAAUAUUGGUUGGUACAUUUGAUAAGGCAAAUAAAGAAGGUCAUACGGUAGCUCAUAGAUAUCGCGCCGAACUUAUUGCUGAAUAUGAAGCUUUAGAAAAACCUUUUCGUAAUAAAAUAGAUAAUUCAUCUUAUUCAAAAAAAUAUCAACAUAUACAAAAUGAAGGUUCUUCAAGUACUAUUAAACCUAGAAUAACCAAAUGUUUUGAUAAAUUUGAUAGAAUUACAUUCAUUGAUGAAGAAAUCUUCGAUUCCACAAAGAAAUCACAAAGAAAUAAGAAAUCGAACAACAAAUUAUCAAAGAAUAAUAAAUCAAGUAUCAAAGAUUAUACAGAUUCUACUAUAAAUGUUGAUGAUCAAUUAUCAAUACAAGAAAGAUUUGAUAGCAUGGAGAAAAGAUUCGAUGAAUUAGAACAAAAUUUAAAAACUAUAUUGAAGACACAAGAAAAAUUUAAUAAUAUAGAGACAAGAUUUGAUAAAUUAGAACAAAAUUUAGAAUCUAUAUUGAAAAGCUUUAAAUAA
Diversispora eburnea is the source of this 3972-nucleotide messenger RNA. Lineage: Eukaryota; Fungi; Glomeromycota; Glomeromycetes; Diversisporales; Diversisporaceae. The record is from the annotation of a GenBank genome assembly.